GAUGCCGGGGAGCUUCGAUGAUAUUCUCUAAUAUUGGGAGUAUCGCAGAUGAGCAACACGUGAAUAGUGUCAGUAUAGGUAUGUCUACACUAAUGGGAAUAUAGGUAAAUAUUUGAUUAAAAAUAUGUUGUCCGAACGAUGAAGACCAGCGUCCGACCAGAUUAGAUUGGUGGGAAGUGAUCAACAUGUACUCCUACAAUAUAACAAAAGGUUAUAGAACUAUGUUUUAGUUGGAUUUUCACUUGCAUGAGUGUGAAUUAGUAUUUCUCCCUAGUUAUUUUGCAAGCGACGCCGUUUUGCCCUUCAGAGAGGAUCCUUGUCUUCUUCCUACGCCACCAAUGCCCACCGCCAUUCUCUGCCAUUACCUCUGUCCGUCGAAUCCCUAAUCGUAUCGCGGCCCAUUCUAUUACUGGUUUUUGAAAUAGCAACGACCCUCUCAUUUUAUCUCCAAAUCCCCAAUCGGUUGUUUCUUCCCUUUUCUCUGCUAUGUGAUGAAUUCUGAUAUAUAGAAUGAAAUCAUCACGAAGUAAUCCACCCAACAGCCACCAAACCAUAAUCCUCAAAUCUGCAAUCUGCUCUAGACUCCUACUUAUAGGGCUUAUCCUCCUCUGGCGCACUGUUCUUCAUCCCUAUGACACUUCCUCUCCCCUGAACCCUAAUUGCCUCUCUUCAAACUCCAUCACCCAUCAUCAUAAUCAUAACCAAAACAGUCUAUUGCCACAGCUUGGCUCUACAAUUGAGGACAGUAUUGUAUGGGAUAGUGUCUACUUUGUUCGAAUUGCUGAAUGUGGGUAUGAGUAUGAGCAGUCUUACGCCUUCUUGCCUCUGCUUCCCAUUUGUAUUUUUGUUUUGUCUCAUACAGUGUUCGCACCAUUAGUUCCUUUUAUUGGACUCAGGGCUGUCCUGGCAUUGGCCGGAUAUGCGGUUAAUAAUGUUGCAUUUGUGUUUGCAGCAAUUUAUCUUUAUAGGCUUUCAGCUAUUAUCUUGAACGAUCAUGAAGCAGCACUACGGGCUUCACUUUUGUUUUGCUUCAAUCCAGCUUCCAUAUUUUAUUCUUCAAUAUAUUCAGAUAGUUUAUAUUCUUUAUUCUCACUUGGAGGGUUGUAUCACUUAAUGUCUGGUUCAGAUAAUAUUGCUGUUCUGUGGUUUGCUCUCUCUGGUUGUGCAAGGUCUAAUGGAGUGCUUAAUGCUGGCUAUUUCUGUUUUCAGACAAUGCAUCAAGUUUAUCAUGAUUUGUUCUUAAAAAAAGAUGCUCGUUUGGCAGUAAAGGCUUUUAUCAUUGGAGCAUUACGUUGUAUAUGCACUUUUCUUCCCUUUAUUGCUUUUCAAGCAUAUGGCUACUACAAUAUUUGUCAUGGACAUGCCCCAGAGGAAAUGAGGCCUUGGUGCAAAUCCAAAAUACCUUUGCUGUACAAUUACAUUCAGAGUCAUUAUUGGAAAGUGGGUUUCUUGAGAUAUUUUCAGUUGAAGCAGUUGCCAAACUUUCUGCUUGCAUCCCCUAUACUGUCUUUGGCGAUUUGCUGCAUUCUCCACUAUGUAAGGUCACAACCAGAGAUUUUUUUCUCAUUGGGUUUUCGAGCUCCUAAUGGCCAAAAGAGGUCUAUAGAUUCAUUUUCUUCUCUAGAUACAGUUCCAGGACCAAACAUUGCCACCUCAAAGGAGACAUUCUCUACUAAAAUGCAAGAAUAUGAUAAUCUCAGGCAAAGGAGACAGAUGAUUGAAAGGGAUGAUUAUCUUGUUCUUCCCGAAGAACAUGAUUUAUUCCAGAAACCAGAAUGCUUUCAUGCCUUUGUCAUUCCAUGCAUUUUGCACUUGGGUUUCAUGGCAGCCACAGCAUUUCUCGUCAUGCAUGUGCAGGUUGCUACACGUUUCUUGUCUGCUAGUCCUCCCCUCUAUUGGUUUGCAUCCCAUAUUAUGUCUCAUGGUACGAAUAAGAGAUGGGGAUACAUGUUAUGGGCAUAUUCUACAGCUUACAUCUUUCUCGGCAGUAUGCUGUUUUCGAACUUCUAUCCUUUCACUUGAAAAUCCGUCAUCCAUAUCCUUUUGGGCGAUAUUAGAGUUUAUCUUCGUGAUGAGAUGAUUGCCAUUUUCCAAAGUGAAUCGACCGAUUGGAUACAAUCCAUGAAAUUGCCAUCACAUUCUCUAUUGUCUUGUAUUUUCACCAAUCAUUAAAAUGAAUGCUUUUACUGUUAAUGCAAUCUUGGAUUCACACUAGUUAUGCAUGUAUUUUUCUGCCUAACAAAGGCCCAAAAAAAAAAAAGAAAAUUUCAAUUCA
This is a messenger RNA of Hevea brasiliensis (rubber tree), 2275 nucleotides long. RefSeq lists its product as uncharacterized. The record is from RefSeq and is a predicted model, not a curated record. NCBI's taxonomy places the organism in Eukaryota, Viridiplantae, Streptophyta, Magnoliopsida, Malpighiales, Euphorbiaceae. Gene Ontology annotation, cellular component: endoplasmic reticulum membrane; mannosyltransferase complex. The transcript is spliced from 8 exons. Gene Ontology annotation, biological process: GPI anchor biosynthetic process. Gene Ontology annotation, molecular function: alpha-1,6-mannosyltransferase activity; GPI mannosyltransferase activity. Bases 511 to 2022 code for a protein of 503 amino acids.